Messenger RNA from Cloeon dipterum, 2498 nucleotides. It is a transcript of the gene Pka-C3, whose product is annotated as Protein kinase, cAMP-dependent, catalytic subunit 3. The transcript has 7 exons. The record is from RefSeq and is a predicted model, not a curated record. The coding region runs from base 570 to 1649 and encodes 359 amino acids. Lineage: Eukaryota; Metazoa; Arthropoda; Insecta; Ephemeroptera; Baetidae. Gene Ontology annotation, molecular function: ATP binding; cAMP-dependent protein kinase activity. Gene Ontology annotation, biological process: signal transduction; peptidyl-serine phosphorylation. Gene Ontology annotation, cellular component: cAMP-dependent protein kinase complex; cytosol.
GUGGUCGCACGAAUGCUGCCUUGGCUCGGACACCUGUCAUUUCGAAGCGACCGAAGCGAAGACAAAUCACAGGACGAGCUGUAAUUUUAAACCGUGCCGUAAUUUAGCGCCACGGAAGAGCGACGGGCCCGGAUUGAAUUCGCGAACGGAGCGCUCUUUGGCGGCACGACCCGCGAGCUUCAGCCACAACAAGUAAGCAAGCAAGCAAUCAAGAGAGUAGGCACAGGUCCAACAUGGGAGAAGACCUAAUUUCCCCCCACCACCUGCUUGCUGGCUGGCUGGGAAUGAAGAUGCGGUACGGCCAGCUCCAUGCCCUUGGGCCGUCCUGUCUGUCUGGAGGCUGGAGCGGAGCUGCCGAGUCGGUCGGCGCGGCGCACUCUCCCGAACCGUGAGAGAGCUGUGAGGGUUGCCCAAAGGGGUAGCAGCCCCCGCGGUGCUUGAUUGCCGCCCACUUAAGGCUAAAUUGGUUUGGUGCUCGAUACGAGGCGUGCGACAGCUGCUCCGACAGCCGAGUCGGCAUCAAUCAUGGCACACGACGGCCGCUAGCGCAGAUUGAGCCGUACGGAGAGAUGGGUCCGACCAAGUUGGACGCCGCCGCGGCCGACCAGCAGCAGCAACAGCAGGAGCAGCAGCGGGACCAAAACAAUCAGCACACACUCGACGACUUUGUGAUUCUCAAGACGAUAGGCACCGGCACCUUUGGCCGCGUGUGCCUGUGCCAAGAAAAGGGCUUGUCCGCCGGUGGUCCGAGCGGUAAACAAGCCGCCGAUGACAAUAAAACCAACGAACGAUACUGGGCGCUUAAAAUCCUGCUGCUCAAAGACGUCAUUCGUCUGAAACAGGUGGAGCAUGUAAAAAACGAGAAGAGGAUUUUGGCUGGCAUCAACCACCCAUUCAUAGUCAGAUUGGAGUGGAGUCACCAUGACAACAAGGCGUUGUACAUGCUGUUGGAGUAUGUGUGCGGCGGAGAGCUCUUUUCCUACUUGCGCCACGCGGGUCGAUUUUCGCCCAAAACGGCGUGCUUCUACUCGGCGGAAAUCGUGAGCGCCCUCGAGUACCUGCACUCCAAGAGCAUUGUCUACCGAGACCUAAAGCCUGAAAACUUGCUGCUCGACAGAGAGGGUCACCUCAAGAUUACCGACUUUGGUUUCGCCAAGAAGCUCACGGACAGAACGUGGACUCUGUGCGGAACGCCCGAGUACCUGGCACCUGAAAUCAUUCAAAGUAAAGGACACAAUAAAGCCGUCGACUGGUGGGCGUUAGGUGUUUUGAUGUAUGAAAUGCUAGCCGGCUACCCUCCAUUUUUCGACGACAAUCCGUUUGGGAUUUACGAGAAAAUUCUCGCUUGCAAAUUAGAAUGGCCCCGCUCGCUAGACCCUAUAGCCAAGGACUUGAUAAAGAAGUUACUGGUUGCUGACAGGACCAAGAGGCUGGGAAAUAUGAAGAAUGGUGCGGAGGACAUCAAAAGGCAUCGGUGGUUUAAAGUGUUUGAUUGGCAAGAUGUGAUGAGUAGAAAGCUAGAGCCCCCUAUUGUGCCUAAAAUAGACUCUGAAGGUGAUACAAGUAAUUUUGACGACUAUCCUGAGCAAAGUGUGGACGAAUCACCAGCUCUCACGGAUUCUCAGCUCAAACUAUUUGACGAUUUUUAGCAAGAUUAUUUUAGGAAUCGCUGCUAGGCUGCGGGAGGAUGAUAAAGCAAAAAGCCAUUAUAUUUAAUGUGACUUAAAACUGAUUGAAAUAGUGCAAGCAGCUGUAACUUAACCUGAAAAGGGCAGUGAUCCUCAUUUCUACUUAGUUUUUUGUCGGCGGCAACACAUUUCAUUUACACGUUUGUUUUACAAUUUUUUUGCCUCUUUUUUAGUUUGUAUAAGUUUUGUUAUAUACGUUUUAUUAUACAAUUGUUUUUCCUAAUUGUUUUUGUUACUUUUUUAUUUUGGUAGCAUCGUAGGUAUUUAUAUGGUUAAAAGAUCAAAGCCAAAUCAAAUUGUGUAAGUAUUGAAUUUCGUCAAGUGCACAACAUGUAUACCAGAGACACAAAAAACCAGACAGUAUGAUAGUUUUAAUUACAAAGAGCGACUACUGACCCUGAAAUAUUUGAAAACUCGUUUGUUAAACAUGGUCUGAUUUUUACAACCUAACACGUUUGCCUCAGUAGAAGUGCAUAUCAAUAUUUCACAGCCUUAACUAUAUAAUAUAUUUGCUGACACUUGCAAUACAUAUUAUACGUGUGGUAUGUAACAAGAAAAUAAUCUAUUUAUGGUGUUUAUUGUAUUAGCAAGAACUGUGCAUAUAAAUAUAUUUAUGGAAUCUAUGUGCUGGAUGUAAUUAUGUGUCGGUAGAUAAAUAAUGUUAAUAGUGAGCAGAAGUAUAUUUGUAUUUUUGAGAGGACAAUAUUUCCACAGUUAAAUUGAAUCGCAACUCGCACAGAAAAAUUGGCUCUGUUUAGGACUGAAAAACUUAAAAAGUGAGAUCCAAUAAAAUUAAAUUCACCUGAAGAA